This is a messenger RNA of Acanthosepion pharaonis, 972 nucleotides long. NCBI's taxonomy places the organism in Eukaryota, Metazoa, Mollusca, Cephalopoda, Sepiida, Sepiidae. The record is from the annotation of a GenBank genome assembly.
AUGGACGACAUUCCAAGUGACGCCCCAACUCAUUGUCCAGGAACUCAAAGUGAAGCUGCUGGUAAAGCAUCUGCUUGCCAAGGAUGUCCGAAUCAAAAUAUCUGCGCCACUCAGCCCAAAGGACCGGAUCCUGCAAUUGAAGAAAUUAGAGAGAGACUGUUAUCGGUUCGUCACAAGAUCGUUGUGCUCUCUGGUAAAGGUGGUGUUGGCAAGAGCACGUUUUCUGCGCAUCUUGCUUAUGGCUUAGCUGCGGCGAACGAAGAUUGUCAAGUUGGACUUUUGGACACGGAUAUUUGUGGACCUUCUAUACCCAGAAUUAUGGGUGCUGAAGGAGAACAGGUUCAUCAAAGUGGUUCAGGUUGGUCUCCUGUCUAUGUAUCUGAUAAUCUGGCCAUUAUGUCAAUUGGUUUUCUUCUAUCCAGUUUAAGUGAUGCUGUGAUUUGGAGAGGUCCACGGAAGAAUGGAAUCAUCAAACAAUUCCUGAAGGAUGUUGACUGGGGAGAUUUGGAUUACUUAAUCAUUGACACACCACCCGGGACAUCAGAUGAACACUUAUCCAUAGUACAGUAUCUCAGUGCUGCUGAGAUAGAUGGAGCAAUCAUCAUAACUACCCCUCAAGAAGUCUCCCUUCAGGAUGUCCGCAAAGAAGUUGCAUUCUGUCGAAAGGUGGAUCUGCCAAUUAUUGGCAUUGUAGAGAAUAUGAGUGGCUUUAUAUGUCCUCACUGUACAACAGAAUCACAAAUAUUUCCUCCUACAACAGGAGGUGCUGAGAAAAUGUGUUCCGAUCUGUCUUUGCCAUUUCUUGGUAAACUGCCUCUUGAUCCGAGGAUAGGGAAAGCGUGUGAUGAAGGAAAAUCAUUCCUAGAAGAGGCUCCAGAUAGUCCUGCUGCAAAAGUAUUUCAGGCUAUUAUGGCUGUCAUACAGAAAAGAACAGAGGAAGAAAAAAUGAAAGAGGACUUUGUACAGAGAUAA